Molecule: messenger RNA, 1219 nt
Organism: Drosophila takahashii
Lineage: Eukaryota; Metazoa; Arthropoda; Insecta; Diptera; Drosophilidae
Source: RefSeq, a predicted model, not a curated record
GCCUUUCUUUCAGUCUUGCCAACAGUUCCGAAGGGAGCACAGCUAAAACGAAAAAAUGCGGUGCGGUCAGUAGUAGUAUUUCUAGCGAAAUUCGAUGACAAAGUGUCGGCGUUUUUACCAGUUUUGAUAGCAAAAUUAUCUAGUUAUAAUUGAAACACUCGUUGAGUUAAACAAAAUUACGAUGCUGGCAAAGAGUAAAUCGCUAAUUUCGCAUGUUCUGCAAAAGCAAGUUUCCGGUUUGCUGCAAUCAUCAGUGGUCACCUGUCGCCAGUUUAGUUCCGAAGGAAAUUUGGAUGGCUCACUCUCAGACUAUCCGAACCUUUCGAAACCGAAAAAGGGUUUGAAGCCCAUGGAGAAGAAGGAUCGGUCCAAGGUUUACGAUGCCUGCUGGCAAUCGAUGCGCCGCACCGAGUACAAAUGCCGCUCGGAUCCCGAGUUCAAUAUCCACUCGUUUAUCGAUUCCAGGAAACAGUGUUUGGCCGACUGUGCCACCGAAAUGCUGGCCAUGGAUUUAACGCACUACAAGCCGCAGGACAUGGCCAAGAGGAGGUAUCCCCGCACCUGGUUCGAGUGUGUGGUCAAGAGGAGGAAGAGGAAGGCCCAUUGUGUGCCCAUUGCCCCACCGAUGCCGCGAAGGAAGCGAAAGUCUGGGAAGAAGAAAUGCCCCGAGGAUCUCUGCGUCCUGGGCAAACUGGACUUGAAUCUAACAGAACCGUGCAGUCUGAUGAAGCCGGGGAAAUGUCCGCGCUUCAAGAUGCCCAACUGCUGUGUGGCCGCCCGCAAUCCGCCCAAAUGCCGUCGACCCUUCAGGCGAUGUGGCAGCAGACGCAAGACCAAGUACCCCAGUUUCUCCGAGUGUAAGCGGGAUCCCUUCCCGGAUCCCAAGCCCAUCGAGUGCAACUGCCUGCUCAAGCCGGCCAUCUGCGACAUGUGGCGGCACUAUCGCCGCCGGAAUGGUUAAUUAGCUGUUUUCUCAAUAAUUCUCUGACGCCCUGAAGACGAAGGAUUCCUUCAUCGGUUGUCUCUGAUUUUACCGAAAUUACGACUAACCAAAUUGUUGUGUUACAAAAGCCUACCGCAUCCAUAAAUAACCGAGAAGCAGUUCGCUUUUUUGCAGCACUUUGGUAAUUCCAUUCAAAAGAAAUGUAUUUCGUCGUACUCGUAUUAAAAAAAUAUAAAUAUUUAUUGAAUAAAAUAUAAACGAGUAUUAGUAAAGGUA